Gossypium arboreum is the source of this 4336-nucleotide messenger RNA. RefSeq lists its product as uncharacterized. Bases 1426 to 4308 code for a protein of 960 amino acids. The transcript is spliced from 8 exons. NCBI's taxonomy places the organism in Eukaryota, Viridiplantae, Streptophyta, Magnoliopsida, Malvales, Malvaceae. The record is from RefSeq and is a predicted model, not a curated record.
ACUAUCAACAAAAAUGGCCGAAUCUCUUGCCUCUGCUGCUGUCGAAAUUGUGACAAACCAGGCAACGGAAUACGCAUCACCCUAUCUCCGUUACUUUUUCUGUUAUGGACAGAUUGUUCAAGAUUUCAAGAAUCGACGAAAGGAACUUAAAUUGAGGAAACAGAGGGUGAAAAUUCGUGUCGAUGAGGCUACAAGGCAAAAUGAGGUCAUCUAUGAGGACGUUCAGGACUGGCUUAGAAGGGCUGAGCAAGAACUGGAAGAAACCCAGAACUUGCAAGAUGAAAUAGAUCGCGUCAAGUGUUUCAAAUGGUGUCCUAAAUGGGGCUGGCGAUAUUGCUUAAGUAAGAAACUGGCAGAGAAGACUCCUAUUAUCUCUAAACUUUUAGAGGAUUCUAACUUUCCACAGGUGGGCUAUCGUGGUUCUCUUCAAGGAAUAGAGUUCAUCACAUCCACGGAUUUCAUGGACUCUGAAUCUUCAAAAUCAGCUUUCAACCAGAUCUUGGAGGCUAUAAAAGCUGACAACAUGAUCGGACUGUACGGAAUGCCAGGAGUUGGUAAGACAACUUUAGCCAAAGAAGUUGGGAAGCAUGCUCGAGACCAAAAGCUCUUUGAUAAAGUUGUGAUGUUUACUAUGUCCCAAAAUCCGAACAUCAGAACAAUUCAAGAUAAAGUUGCAGAGAUGUUUGGUUUAAACUUUCAAACAAAUACCAAAGAAGGACGAGCAGAAGAGUUAUUCAGGAGUAUGCAAGGCGUGAACAAAAUCCUCGUAAUUGUCGACGACCUCUGGGAAGAAUUCAAAUUGGAGAGUAUCGGAAUUCCAUUCGGUGAUGAACACAAGGGUUGUAAAAUUCUUCUGACUACACGUCAACAACAAGUCUGCAGUAAAAUGAAGUGUCAGAAGGAAAUUCAACUUGGCAUCUUAUCCAAAGACGAAGCAUGGGUUUUAUUUCGAGAUCAAGCCGGUUUAGAAGAUGACUGUUCCAUCUUGAAUGAGGUAGCGAAAGAGGUUGCUGAUGAAUGUAAGGGAUUGCCUCUUGCAAUUGUUACCGUGGCAAAAGCUCUAAAAGGUGAGAGUUUAGAUGGGUGGAAAGCCGCAAACCAGAGAUUCAAGGACUCAAGGCAUGUGGAUAAUGAAGAAGUUCUCGGAGGUGUCCUCAAGCCUCUUAAGCUUAGCUACGAUUAUUUGAAGAAAAGCAAUAACCAAAUGACGGGAAAUGACAUCCAAAUGUGUUUCUUACUGUGUUCCCUUUUCCUGAAGAUGCUGAAAUCUCUAUUGAGUUAUUGAUUAUGUGCGGAAUUGGAGUAGGAUUGUUCCCGUAUGCUAACUCGAUUGAAGAUAAAAGGAAUGAAAUUGGUAUAGCACUAAAAAAACUCUAAAAAUCUGGCUUGUUAUUGGAAACUAAUGAUGAUGCAGAAAGGAUAAGAAUGCAUGAUGUGGUUCGAGAUUUUGCUCAUUGGCUAACAUCAACCGGAGAAAAUAGGUUCAUGGUAAAAGAUAAGUUGAAAGAAUGGCCUGAUAUGGUUGAAAGUUUUGAAUGUUAUACUGCAAUCGCUUUAUGGAAUUGUAGUAGUAACAUAAAAAAUUUUCCUGACAAAAUAGAAUUUUCAAAGCUCAAGACUUUGUUUCUUCAGAGGGAGUGGAAGGGUGAUUCACUAGUGGUUUCCAGUACAUUUUUUGAAGAAAUGAAAGCCCUCCAAGUUCUAUAUCUCAGUUUUGUCCGUUUUUCACUGAAAGGAUUCCAUUCCUUACCAAAUCUUAAAACUUUGUGGUGUGAGGAUUGCAAGGUGGAAGACUUUUCAUCAUCACUGACGAAUAUGAGAAGCCUUGAGAUUCUUGCAUUGAUUAGCACUAACAUUGAUGAGAUAAGUGAAGAAUUAGUGAAAUUGUCUACAUUGAAAUAUUUACGUCUUUCUCCUGGUGUUUUUGGAUUAGAAAAAAUGAAUAUCCCGCCCAAGUUGAUAUCAAGGUUGACGUUAUUGCAAGAGUUACAUGUGACAAGCAAAAACAAUAUCAACUUAUUGGAGUUGAACUCAUUGUCUCGCUUAACUGCACUAUCACUGUUGGUUUUUACUAAUCAAUUUUCUCAAGAAGAUUUUGUAUUCCCUAAACUACAAAGGUACAAUAUAGUUAUACAUAAUUAUCGUGGCUUUUGGAGGCAGAGAACCAUUAGAAAAUUGGCAAUUCAAAACUUCUCAUCCUCAUUGAGUGCAUUUAACAAUUUAUUUUGCAACGUGGAAGAGUUGGAGUUGAAUAAGGUUAGUGGACUGAAGAACAUAGUGCCAAGCAUAGGUAAAAAGGUACUAAAUGAGUUGACUUCUUUGGAGCUUAAUUCUUGCAACGAUAUGGAGUUUUUGACUGAUAUAACAAGAGAUCAAGAGCCAACAGUUGCAUUCUCUAAUUUGGUGAAAUUAAAUAUAGAAGACAUGGAUUCUUUGAAAGGGUUAUGCUAUGGUCUUUCUCCAUCCCAUCGUGCAAUUGCAAGCUUCACAAGACUAAAGGUUGUGACAAUUGAUUUUUGCCAUAAAUUGAAGACAAUCUUCUCACCUUACCUUGCUCAGAGUAUGUUGUGUAUAGAAGAACUCUACAUAAGCCGCUGCGAUGGAGUAAAGCAAGUAGUUGGUUUUGCCCAAGAAGAAGAAAUUACUAAGAAUGACUCUUGUCUCUGUUGCUGUCCCAAAUUGAGAAUUCUUGAGAUAGGAUAUUGCAGUAGUUUAAAAUAUGUUUGUGCAAACACUUCAACUCAAGGGCUUCAAUCAUUGGAAUCUGUCAAAAUAAAUGAUUGUCCUCAACUUAUGCAAAUCUUCAAGAUGGAACAAAAUGAGAAUGGGCAAGAUGUUGUGCUUUCUCAGAUCCAUUGCUGGCCAAAAUUGAAGACUUUUUGUAUAUGGAAUUGCAAACUAUUCUCAUGCUUCAUUGUACAAGCUCAGUUCUUGGAGAUCUUGUUUCUUACUAAGGUAGGAAUCAUAUGGGAAACUGAUGUACCUGUAUUGAAUGAAGAAUGUAUAGUAGUUGGGAAUCAUGAAACAAUAUUUCAAGUUCAAGGUGGGUACUCAUUCUCAAGGAUAAAAGAAUUGUACUUGAUGAAUUUAUUUGAAGUGCAGAUUAUAUGGAACGAUUUUGCUCAAGUUGUAACCCUUGAGAAUCUUUCAACUUUAGAGCUGACAGAUUGCAAGAAGUUAAUAUAUAUAUUUUCACCUACGACAGCUCGUAGUUUAUCACAUUUGACUAACAUCACUGUUACAAAUUGUGGAAAUUUGAAAAGUCUCUUUCCUUUUGGAUCUGUUCAUGUUCUUCCAAAACUUGAAUGUCUCAUAGUUGAAAGGAACUCUAAACUCGAACAAGUGUUUGAAUUAGAAGAUGAAGUGAAAGUGACAGUUGAAGAGGGGAUGAAAUUUGAUAAAUUAAUAAAGUUAUCACUUGAUGAACUACCGAACCUCAUUCACUUCGGUCCCAAAGGAUAUCAUUUUGUAUUGUCAACAUUGGAAGAUUUGAAAGUAAGAGAUUGUCCUAAGUUGACUACUAGUUUCUCCAUUGAUUCACAGGAAUUUAUGCAUUGCGAAACAAAGGAAUCUAUGGAAAAUUUAAUUUCUUUGCAAUUAGGGUCAUUUCCAGAAUUGAGCUGCAUAUGGAAUGGACCGAAUCAUUGCAUUAACCUUACAACUCUAAAGCUGAAUGAUUGCAAGAAGUUAAGAUAUAUAUUUUCACCUACAACGACUCGCAGUUUAUCACAUUUGGUGGAUCUUUUCAUCGAGGGGUGUGAGGAAAUAGAACGACUUAUUUUAGCCAAGGAUCAGGUUUCUUCUUCUUCUUCAUCAAAUGGUGAUACUGGCCUCCAACCUAUAAGCUUUCCAAAUUUGACUAAUAUCACUGUUACAAAUUGUGGAAAUUUGAAAAGUCUCUUUCCUUUUGGAUCUGUUCCUGUUCUUCCAAAACUUGAAAGUCUUAUAGUUAAAAGGAACUCUAAAUUGGAACAAGUAUUUGAAUUAGAAGAUGAAGUAGAAGUGGCAGCUGAAGAGAAGAUGAAAUUUGAUAAAUUAGGAAAGUUAUCACUUGAAAAACUACCGAGUCUCAUUCACUUCUGUCCCAAAGGAUAUCAUUUUGUAUUGUCAGUAUUGAUAGAGUUGAAAGUAAGAGAUUGUCCUAAGUUGACUACUAGUUUCUCCAUUGAUUCUCGGGAAUUUGUGCAUUGUGAAACAAAGGGGAUCAUAUAUAUCCAAAUCCAAAUGGACAUGAAUGCAAAAUGGAAAAUGAAGAUUCGAAGUAUCCUAAGUUCAAUAUAUCAACUAAAUGCAGGUGCGUUGAUAUAACUUAAUAAUAAGUUAUUUUGUUCCUCAA